Frankliniella occidentalis (western flower thrips) is the source of this 1929-nucleotide messenger RNA. RefSeq lists its product as uncharacterized. The record is from RefSeq and is a predicted model, not a curated record. The transcript has 3 exons. Bases 299 to 1315 code for a protein of 338 amino acids. Lineage: Eukaryota; Metazoa; Arthropoda; Insecta; Thysanoptera; Thripidae.
UCGCCUGGAUUUACUUUGGUUCGCGCUGUUUCCCGGCGACGAUCCUUAUUUCGGGCGAUAACGCCUUUUUAGGCAUUCCCCGUUAUCCUUAUCAGUGACGUUAUCAGGCGCGGCUCGGAGGAGGGGCGCGGCGGGCAGGAGGCGCCGCCGCAGGUGUCGCGGCCGCGCUCGACUCUGUACCGCCUCUCGUCUCUCGGCCAACUUUAACGACGUGCAGGCCGGCGAGCGGACUCCGAGGACCCCGUCGUCCGCAGCAGGUGCCGGAUCAGCAGCAGCUGACUGAGCUGGCCCUCGCAGGAUGGCGAGGACAGGACGGAACGGACCACUGCGGUGCGUAGGGGCCACAGAGACCGAUCAGAGAGUGACCAGUAAAGUUGGAGGGUUGUCCCCGCACUGCGCUCGGCCCCGGCGCCCGCUGCGGCUGUUCGCCUCGCCGCGGUCCUCGCUGCACCGCUCCCCGCGGCCGCGCUCCUCCUCGGCGCGCUCGCCGUCGCCGCGCUCCCCCAGCUGGGGGCGGCCGCCACCCCCGGGCCUCCCCUGCCGCCUGCCGCUCGGCUCCCCGGGCCGCACCCCGGGCCGCCCCGCCCGCGGCGCCCGCGCCAAGGCCUCGCUGCGAGUGCGCGUGCAGGCGCGCGCCAAGGCCGCCUUCAUGAAGAAGUUCUCGAGCAGCGCGUCGGCCUGGGUGACCAGCCGGCCCAACAGCACCUCCACGCCCAUCGUCCCGAACAACAAUAACAACAUCUACACCAAGGACGUGGAGGCGGCCGCCACCACGCCGACCUCCAGGGGGACGGCGCCGGCGGCGCAGCAGCAGUCGAGCCUGCCGCAGUCCUUCGCCGUCAAGGUCCUGGGCUGGCGCGAGUCGCGCGGGCUGUGGGGCGUCAAGCACACGCGCGCGCCCGUGGACGCCAUGGUGGCCACGGCGCGCGCCCUGCCCGCGGGCCAGGGCCUGGAGCGCGCCACGCUCGAGGUGUCGGCCGAGGGCGUGAGCGUCGACGGCAAGCUGCUGCCCAUCGACUGCAUCUCGUACGGCGUGCAGGACCUGGUGUACACGCGCGUCUUCUGCUGCGUGCUCGUGUCCCGGCCGGACGCGCCCGGCCCGCCCUUCAAGUGCCACGCCUUCGUGUGCGAGUCCCGCGCCCAGGCGCGCGCCCUCACCUACGCGCUCGCCGCCGCCUUCCAGGAGUACAGCCGCUCCGUGAAGCAGCGGCAGGCCGCUCCCGCCGCGCCCGCCGCGCCGCGGGUCGUGGACCUGCGCACCCCGGAGGACAUCGCGGCCGAGAUGCUGUCCCACUGCCAAGACUCGGAGGCGUAGACGGGCUCGGGUGGGAGGCAACCUCAGUGAGCCUGUCAUACACAAUAUCGUUUCAAAAAUGUUUCGAUAUAGAUUCUAUAUCGUUUCAGCUCUCAUUCUGGCCGCUGCGACCUCGUUAUGGUUCUGCCUCCCCUCGGUGCCAAGCCUCACCUCGCUAAGUUGUGUAAAAUAACUUUCAAUGGACUGUGAUUUAAUUUUUAAGUGACUCGUUUUAAGCCGAUAGUGUGUGUAAUACGUGUUUUUGAGCAUGGAUCAGGAUAAAAAGCAACGUUCUUGUUCUGCUGUUGCAUGUAUUUGUUUUCGUAAGCGCGUUUGUCUGUGUGUGUGAGCGCGUCCGCGAGCUCCCGUGCGAACAAAAUCAGCGAGAAAGAGAAAGGGAGAGAGGGAGCAAUAUUAUACUAAGUUGUGUGAAGAGCUGAUCCAUGGCGGAUUUGAAUGGGGGUGAUGCCAUGCCUCAUUGCCUACUCACAGGCAGAAAGUAGUGCGUUGGGGUUGGGGGCUACUAAAGUGUAUGGAGCAGAAAACGCGUGUUUGUCCGCAACCCAGUACUAAGGUUGUUAAUGUAUAUAUUGAAAAUUGAAGUGAUUUAAUAAAAACAACUGAAUACAAUUUUA